CGCCACAACGACUAGGUCUAGCUUUCACAAUUUAUUAAAUAAAUAUUUGUUUAAAAUCAAAAUAAUACAAAAUGUUAGCACGCAAUCUAACAGCACAAACAACAACAAAACUAAAACAUAAUCUAUUUCUAAUAGAAAGAAUAUUAAGAACACAAAGCACGGUGGCCUCUAGUUAUGACAGUGUUUUGGAUUAUCAAGCAAUACCCAGACCCAGCACUUUCAGCUAUUUGCGUGACUUUAUGCCUGGUGGCCAAUUCCAUGACAUAUCUUUCUUCGAUUAUGCCCUGGAGAUGCGCAAGCGUUAUGGCGAUAUUUAUGUGUUGCCUGGUAUGUUUGGUAAACCUGAUAUGGUCAUGGUGUUCAAUACCAAAGACAUUGAAACUGUGUAUCGCAAUGAGGGUCAAUGGCCACAAAGACAAGGUUUUGAUUCGGUCAAACAUUUCAGAGAAAAUAUUAAAGGGGAUUUCUUUAAUCAAACCAUAGGCUUGCCAGUAGCACAAGGAGAAAACUGGGGUAAAAUGCGUUCUGCCAUAAAUCCUGUACUGAUGAAACCUCAAAAUUUAACCAUGUAUUUGAAGCCACUACAAGAAAUUAACGAUGAAUUUAUUAACCGCAUCAAAGAAAUUCGUGAUCCUAAAACACAAGAAGUUCCUGGUACUUUCGAUAAUGAGCUUAAUCGUUUGGCUUUUGAAUCAAUUUCUUUAGUGGCUCUAAAUCGCAGACUAGGCCUUAUUAAUCGGGCUCGUAACAAUCCCGAUGCUGAGCAUCUAAUUAAAUGUACCCGCUUGAGUUUCGAUUACGCUUAUAAGUUGGAUAUACAACCCUCCAUGUGGAAGGUUAUACGUACUCCUACAUAUUACAAAAAUAUGAAGGUACAGGAAGAUCUGUUUAGGAUUACUCUUAAUUAUAUUAAUGAGACACUUAAGGAAAUCGAAGAGAAACAGAAGAGAGGCAACAAUAAUGAAGAAGUUUAUAGUGUUUUAGAGAAACUACUGGUAAUAGACAAGAAGUUGGCUGUGGUCACUGCUAUUGAUAUGUUAAUCGCUGGUGUUGAUACGACCAGUGUUACUCUCAUGGCCAUUCUCCUGUGUUUAGCUAAAAAUCCCGAAAAACAGCUGAAAUUACGCGAAGAAAUUUUCAAAGUAAUGCCCACCAAAGAUACUGUACUAAACGAAACUAAUACCAAAAAUAUGCCCUACUUAAGAGCCGUUAUCAAAGAAGCCUUGCGUUAUUAUCCCAAUGGUACUGGCUCCUUCCGUAAUCCCGUGCAAGAUGUCAUACUAUCAGGCUAUAAAAUACCCAAAGGUUCAAAUGUUAUAAUGAAUUUCAAUACCUUACUAAAAGAUGAGGCCUUCUUUCCACAAGCCGAUAAAUAUUUGCCCGAACGUUGGCUACGUGAUGAAAAUAAUAAAAAAGACAAAGUAGAUCCCUUUAGUUAUUUGCCCUUUGGCGUAGGACCACGUAUUUGUGUGGGCAAACGUUUGGCCGAAUUGGAAAUGGAGGUAGUGAUUUUGAAAUUAUUGAGAAAUUUUGAGGUGGAAUUUAAUUAUGAUGCUUCAAAACCGUUUAAAGCGAAUUUUGUUAAUAUGCCCGGUAUACCAAUGCGUUUUACAUUUAAGGAUAUUGAUCAGUAAAUUGUUGUGCUUAAUAUUUAAGAAAUUUUAUGCUGUCAUUGUAUAUAAUGUAAAUAGUAGUUAAUUAUAUGUAUUAAAACUUUUUCAAUUGUAUCAUAUAUAUGAAUAUCCAUAUCCAAAUGCAACUCAUAAAAUAA
Messenger RNA from Calliphora vicina (urban bluebottle blowfly), 1771 nucleotides. Its product is annotated as probable cytochrome P450 12d1 proximal, mitochondrial. Lineage: Eukaryota; Metazoa; Arthropoda; Insecta; Diptera; Calliphoridae. The record is from RefSeq and is a predicted model, not a curated record. Gene Ontology annotation, molecular function: monooxygenase activity; heme binding; oxidoreductase activity, acting on paired donors, with incorporation or reduction of molecular oxygen. The transcript has 5 exons. The coding region runs from base 72 to 1634 and encodes 520 amino acids.